This is a messenger RNA of Neoarthrinium moseri, 2364 nucleotides long. RefSeq lists its product as uncharacterized. Bases 1 to 2364 code for a protein of 787 amino acids. Gene Ontology annotation, biological process: endoplasmic reticulum unfolded protein response. The record is from RefSeq and is a predicted model, not a curated record. The transcript has 2 exons. Lineage: Eukaryota; Fungi; Ascomycota; Sordariomycetes; Amphisphaeriales; Apiosporaceae.
AUGGCUUCCGCCUCGUCCGACACGACCCCGUCCGGGAGCGAAGGCUCGACUUUCACCCUGCAACUCAUAUCGCCCUCGGUUGCCGUCCCCCGCGGCCUCAGCUUCCCCGAGCUUCCCGUCAAGACCACAGUGCGCCAGCUGAAGGAGAAGAUCCGGGACACCCUCGAUGCAAAGCCCGCCGACAGUGCCCAGCGCCUGAUACACAGAGGGCGGCUGCUGGCGAGAGACGAGGAGACCAUGCUGGAGAUAUUUGGAGAGGAUAUGAUUCGUUCUUCCGAACCUGUCACUCUACACCUUGUCCUGCGCGAUCUCGCCGAUGCUCGUCCAGCCAGCACAUCAGUACCUACAACUACCACGCAGGCUCCAGCACCGAGCCACAAUCAGCCGUCGAGUGCUCCUCCUACUCAGCACCAACAACAACAUCCAAACCAGCGCCAUCAUAUCCCCCAUGGGCCUUUCCCACAUCCCCCGCAACUGCCUCCGGGCGCGCAUUUCCCGAACUUCCCUUUUGGCGUCCCGCAACCGCAAGUCAUGGGUGCGGUAAACGGAGCGCCGCCGAAUAUGCAUUUUGGCUUCAAUCCUCACCAGAUUGCCCAACAGCAGAGGCAAUGGGCAGCAAGCAUGGCGGAUCCUCACAGACUUCAGGAGAUGAUCAACCAGACCCAGAGGGAACGGGCGGCCAUGGGUCUGAAUGGAGCGCAGGAUGCGCAGGGAAACCCAAGGCCAACGCCAGGUAGCAACACCCCGGGUAGAACGGCCUCGCCGUUCCAGCCGGAUGGUACGAGGACCGUCGUUCGAGAAGGCCUAGGCCCCAAUGGUCAGCAGUGGCGCAUCACAGUCAACGAGACCGUCUCGACUCCUCAGAACUUUCAGAGAAGCACCCGGACAGGUUCCCCGUUUGCGGCACCGGAUGUUCAAAACAUUUGGAGACCACCUACCGGUGCCGCUCCCCCGCGCUCUGUACCACCCGCGGGGAUGAACGGAGGACAGCUCUCGGGCGCCGAAGUCCAAAACCUCAUCCGGACUGCCGAUGCUGGGUCCGUAGCAUCCAGGGUCAUGGCGGACGCCAUGCGACGCAAUACGAGCGAACCGUCACUGGUGAAUCUUGCCAACAACGCUGCCAACCAGCCUAUCCCACCGGUACGUGUUACCACCCCUCUGGCUCCUUCACGAAGUGGAAGUGCCAUGGGAAACCCAGACCGAUCUCGAUCUGUGCCCCGGUCGAGCAGUCAAUCCAGAAACCUGCCCCAACAGCAACAGCAACCCUCCCCCGGUGGCCCUGAGGUUUACAUUUUGUCGUCUCCCGAGGGGCCCCGCGCACUUCUGAUCAAUGGCAAUUCGGGCACCUACUUCACUCCUCAGAUUCCACAAGCAUCGUUCCCGAACCCGGCAGUUCGACAUCAGUUUCAAUUCCAGCAAUUCCUGCCGUAUGGUAUGCAACCUGGUGUCAAUAUGCCCAACCUACAACAUCGACAGGUUCAAGGCCAAUUCAGGCCGCCUCAAGGAGGCAUCUGGGCACCUACCCCUGGAGACAAUCUCGUGAACCAAAACCAGCCACAGCCUCAACCUCAAGGUCAAGCAGCUCCUGCACAAGGAUUGCCUCCUUUGCCCCACAUCCAGCAUCAGCCUCACCACGCGAUCGCUCGGCCUGGCAAUGUUCAAGUUCGCGCGAUCGCAGUCGCUCAAAUCUGGCCACAUAUCUGGUUGAUCAUCCGUCUCGGCCUGUUCGUUUGGUGGUUCACAACUGGCAAUGACAGUUGGCAACGGUGGUUCACUGUGAUGGCUAUUGCGUUCGCGGUAUUUAUCAUCAACACUGGGCUGCUUAACCCGAUGGCAGAACAAAUUUGGGUGCCCAUACGUCGACAUCUAGAGAACAUCAUGCCUCUGGCUGACAACCACGGUCGUCAACGGCCUGAUGCGGCUGCGAACGAUCAGGCCCCCAACGGCCAGCCAGCGGACCAAAGAGAGAGGAGAGAGCCGACAACACCUGCUGAUACUGCUGCCCGGUUGAUACAUGAGAGACAGAACGCGAGAGCAAACUGGCUCAUGAACCAGGCUAGAAGGUUGGAAAGAGCCGGGCUUCUGUUCCUGGCUAGCAUCGCGCCGGGCGUGGCCGAGCGACAUAUCGCACACCUUGAAGCGGAAGCAAGAGCUGAACGUCAGCGCCGCGAGGCAGCCGAGGCUGAGGCUGAGGCCGCAAGAGCUGCUGCGGAGAACGCGGAGAACUCGGAGAAUGCUCAGAACUCGGGAAACACAGAGGGGACUCAGGCUGAGCAGACGGCCACGGAGGGACACGGGCGAGACGGGGAGGGAAGGGACGAGCGAGGGCCACAACGCGCCGAGGAGCCGCUGAUAGCGAUCUGA